Messenger RNA from Scomber scombrus (Atlantic mackerel), 2328 nucleotides. It is a transcript of the gene vstm4a, whose product is annotated as V-set and transmembrane domain containing 4a. The record is from RefSeq and is a predicted model, not a curated record. Lineage: Eukaryota; Metazoa; Chordata; Actinopteri; Scombriformes; Scombridae. The coding region runs from base 111 to 1193 and encodes 360 amino acids. The transcript is spliced from 8 exons.
UGGUGGGUAAGGGCUCUGGUGGGUCGCGCAGUCAGUCUCUGUUUUAAAUGUAGCUGCUUGUGUAAGUGCUGUGCAGUUUUCUGGGUUUAUGGAUUCGCUGACUGUGGAAAAUGUACUUCUCUAUAGUGGUCCUUGUCCUGACUAAGGCUCUGGUCACAGAGGUAUGUUAUGCCCUGAAUGUGACAGUGGUCCCUGGGCCUGUUGUCAUGGUAACAGAGAAAGACAAUCUGACACUGUCCUGCCUGGUAUCUCAGAGGAAGAGGAGCAGCAGUGUCCUCAUCCUCCGCUGGUUCUUUUCUCCCCUGGCUGUUCCCACUCUCACGUCGCCUCCUCCUCCUCCCUCUGCACCAUCCCCCUCUCCUCCUACUGCCCUCGAGCCCUCGCAGUUUCUGAUUGUGAGGAUGGGCAUAAAAAAAGGGAAGGUGUAUGGGAACUACACCCACCUUUUCCCUCAGCCAAAAUUUCGUCUUUAUGAGGAAACAGAGGGAGAGGUGUACCGGUUGUGGAUUUUCAGUGUGACGGGGAUGGAUCAGGGUUUCUACACCUGUAGGGUGCAGGAGAUCCGCAAACACAGAAACACAUGGAGAGCAUCAUCCAAUGGUACCAGCACCACACAGCUGACAGUGCACUUUACUCUUGAGGACGGUAGCAGUGAAGGAGUGUGGCGUUUAUUUGCAGACGUGUAUGUGUGUGCUGUGCUGAUCUGCUCACUGGGCCUGCUGUCCAUCUUUCUGUUCACGCUGGUCCUCACCUGCCAGUACUUUUACAGGAGACACAGACUCAAAGCCAUUUACCUUUUGGUCAGAUGUCCAGAAAGCAGUUCAGGAGAGACUGUUACCAGCUCCAGCAGUUCAUCGAGUUCUCCCCCAAGAACAAAAAGGAAAGACACAAGACAGAAAACUGACAGAAAAGUCGCCGUAAAAUCACCUGAAGUCCCAGAGGAGCCAACGCCACACAUACCAACCAAAGUUGCUGCAAAGAGAACUCAGAAGCUCAGAAGGUUAAAGACUCAGCCAAGGAGAUCUGCCACUCCUCGAGUAUCACGAGUAUCACAAGAGGAUAGUCUGACAUAUGCAGAGCUGGAGCUGGUCAGACCAAGGCCGGAGCCCCCAGCCUCCUCCAGCCCUGACCCCACAACCUCCAGCCCGGACACUGUGUAUGCUCAGAUCCUCUUCCAGGAGAAACAGCUGUAAACACAGCAGCUUUAGACACAUGGAUGUCAUGGUACCUCCUGGUGAGGGUUGAGAUACAGUUCUGCAAGCUGAAUUGAGUGGCAUCCAAAGGACUAUAUUUAUGAACUAUCAAUAUGGCAUUUAGCAUUUGAUUUUUGGCUGCAAGUAUGCUACAACUGUUGGUAAAUGGGAUGAGGGUUUUGUGUUUCCUCUGAGCGGCUCCGUUCCAGCACAGCGGUUUUUGGGUCUUAUGAUUCUGUUGUUUUGUUUGUUGCCAUCGCUGGCCUGUGAGCCAGAUGUUUAAUACUCCGACUGUUAGGCUAACUAUUCUGUAUACACUCAGGAGACUCUGUGGAAAGAAAUCAUUGUCCAGGCUCUUUUACUGCAGUGUCAUGAGGCACUGUAACACUUGCCUUUUUAAAUGCAUUUAUAAUUACAGUACUACUAACACACCAAAUUAAUAAAUAUAUGCCUGGGUCUGACAUUCAAAGAGUCUUUGCUUUUCAUAAAUCUUGUUUUUAAAAACAUGUUUAAAUUGGUUUUGAUUCUGUAACAAUUUUGUGUCACAAACAGCCGCAGUGCAUCCAAUGUCUUACAUACAAUGGACAGUAGUAUAAACUGUAUAUAUCAUAAAUCACAUUACAACACACUUACUGAGAACCUACUCAUUAAACAAUAUGACAGACUGAGGAAUGAACAUUCAACAAGUUCUGUAACUUAUUAUCUAAUAGCUAGCAUGUUGGGAAACAUUCUUAUUUGCUCUCUGGCAGUUAGAUGAAAAGAUUGAUAUAGUUCACAAAUAUCUAUUUGGUAAAUUUGAGUGGACAGCUAGGCAGCCAGUUAGCUUAGCAUAGCAUAAAACUCAGAAACUGGGGGAAAUAGCUAGAUAUCCAAAAGUAACAAGAUCCUCCAUAAUAUGUAAGCGAUAAGUGUGUUUAUAUGCAGAAAAUAUAUAAUUUUCUACCAUUAGACUCUAUGUUUGGGUGUAUGUAUGUACGUAUAUGUGUAUGUGGAUAUAUACCCACUUAUUUAUCUAUUUAUCAUUAUUAUUAUAUUAUUAGAAUUUUUGUUAUUAUUAUUAAUUACCUACAUGUGCCUUCUUGUUCUGUUGUUCCUUGUUUGUAAUAUUAACAAAAUGUGCAAUAAAUAGAUGUUU